Molecule: messenger RNA, 3100 nt
Organism: Physella acuta
Lineage: Eukaryota; Metazoa; Mollusca; Gastropoda; Physidae
Product: lisH domain-containing protein ARMC9
Biological process (GO): cilium assembly
Cellular component (GO): ciliary tip; centriole; ciliary basal body
Molecular function (GO): protein binding
Source: RefSeq, a predicted model, not a curated record
GCAGAGCUAUUUCCGAAACUAGGAUAAACAAAAGUGCAUAAUAUUUGAUUUGAACACUAACUAAUGGAUUUUUGGGUGUACUUUUGCCUAAUAAAUGUGAAAUUUAAAGACACAUUUUGAUUUUUAAGCAAUUGGUACCUAAUCAGACAGCUUGCCAUUUUUAAGCUGGCAGGAAUUAUUUCCAAAAAGAUGUCUGGCAAUGCAUCAGUGGUUGCUUUUGAAGGAGAACUAAAUGCCAUAGUGAAAGAGUAUUUAGAUUUUAGCGGCUUUGAUAAGACAAAAGCAAUAUUUGAAAAUGAGUGCAAGGAGAAAAAUAAACCAGUUUCUGAGCAAGAGUUUCCUACAUAUGGAAGUGAAAAAGUGCUGUUGGCCAAGAAUCAGAUGUUGGAAUUUUUCCAUGAAGGAAAAGGGGACUUGUUUUUUAAGCUGUGGAGAGACUAUCUGCCAUCAAAUGUUAAAAAUGAAGACAGUGUGUCAAAAAAAUUAGAAUUUUACCUCAAUAUUUAUUUUGCCAUCUAUCCAAUCAAAUACGGGCAACCUCAGAAUGAAGCUGAGGAAGCCAUGUCAAAUUUUAAACAGUACAUAGAAAACCGUGGAUCUUCUCUUAGUCAAACAACAGAAUUUCUACCUUUUUAUGCUCUCCCUUUUGUUACAAACCCAAAAACUCAUCCAUCAUACAGGGAGCUCUUUGCCGAAUCCUGGAGUGCUGAUCUGAAGUCAAGAGUAGAGAAGUUCUUGACUUUAGCCUUGAAGUCAACACCGCAGCCGAGAUUGUUUGAAAUAUAUAGGGGAGUAAGUGCUGAAGGAAAAGGUAUGCAACCACAGCUAGUUUUGAUGAGCCAACAAGUCAUUGAUGCAGAAAAAAAAGCAUCAGCCUACUUGAAACGACACAAUAAAGUUCAGUCUGACUACCACAAUUUGAUUGGAAUCACAGCAGAUCUUGUUGAUGCUCUAGAGUCCACUGUACAAGGAAAACAUAUCACACCAGAAUACUUACAGCACUUGUGUAAUAGACUUUUUACAACACACAUGCAGUCAUCCUUGGAUUUAUCUAGGCCAGGCACAGCUGGAGAUGCACUUAGACGCUCAGUAAUUCCUACUGCUCUCCCAGUUACUGAAUCUGAUGAGAGUUACCCUCCCCUUGAUUUUACUCAAAUCAAAAGCCAAAUCACAGAAGCCCUUGAUAGAAAAAAAGCCCUUAUUCUCCAAGCCUUAAGAUGGCGUCUUACAAGAACAAGAGCUGGACAGAGAGACCAAAUUUUGAGUGCAUACAUUCAAAAUGACAUUUUAGGCUGCUCAAAUGAUGGGCCAUACAGGGAAACCAUUAUGAAUCUCCUGCUCAACAGCUCAGACGUGGUCAAACAAUACCUUGCCAGAUUGUACAAUGCUUGUGCCUCUAUGUGUGCUGGUCGUGGUUACCUGGCCACCAACCCUGGCCUGUUACCAGCACUUAUGGACAUACUCAGAAGUGAGGUCAAAGAUCAAACUGCCCAAGAAAUGGUUCUAGGAGCACUACAGAAACUAAGUCUCAGGCGUCAGCUUCAGUCUGCAAUGAUUGAGAGAGGAGUGAUAGAAUGGCUAGUUGGGGUUCUAGAAGAUAAUGAUUCCUUAUCUGAUUAUACACUGGAAUACUCAGUCGCUCUUUUGAUGAAUCUCUGUCUCAGGACUGCUGGUAAGAAAAGGUGUGUACGCAAUGCUCACCAGACCUUGAAAGUUUUAAGUGACCUACUUGGACAUGAUAAUGUUGAGAUACGACCAUAUGUCAAUGGAGCUUUGUACAGUAUUUUAGCUAUCCCAUCAAUUCGUGAAAAUGCUAAAGCAAUGGGGAUGGAAGAAAUUUUGAAAUGUUUUCUAAAAGAUAAGGAACCAGAUAUGAACAGACAAAUUGAAUUUAUCAUCAAACAAUUAAAUUCUAGUGAAAGUGGAGAAGACUAUGAAUCAGAUGAAGAAGAAGAGGAUGAAGAUGAAGAAGAGGAUCAGGAAAUGUUAGAAGCUGACCUUGAUAAGGAUGAAAUCAUCCGGCCACAAGCAGGAGAACUCAGUGGAGAAAAAUUAUUGUCACAAUACAGCCUAGGACGGCCUCCAAACACAGCUUCACGGAGAAAAAAGCUUUUGGGUGAUGAGCCAUUGCAGAGACCAGCUACCCCAGGAAGUCGUAGAGUUUUGGAUCAUUCACUCAACUCCAAUAACAAUGCAGCCAGGUCAGGCAAACAGGCCAGUAGGAAGACAUCGGCAGGCGGUGGACUGACCGCACAGCCUGACGUAGAGCCUGUCAUUGUCAGGCCACCAACCAGAAGUGGGAGCAGACCCUCCACACAAGAGAAGACUGAUCUCCGUCCACCUAGUCAAAAGAGCAAUAGAGCAUUCAGACCUUCCACUAAAGCAAUGGAGAAAAUUGGCCCAGAGGCUAACCUAAAUGAAUACAGAUCUGCAUUUCAAGCCAAGCCAAAAAUACCACGAACACCUGAGGCAGGUGGAGGGAGCAGACCAACAAGUGUUGGCUCCAUCAAGGAGCCGCCGCCACAACCCCAGUUCUCAGAGUCUGGCCCUCGGCCCAGCUCCGCUGGAAAAACAAGUGCACCAGGUAGUCCUAGAAAAGGGUCUUCAUCAAGCUUAGGAAAACCUAAAACACCUAGUCAUAUGUAGGAUAAAGUUUGGACUUUUUAAUUGUUAUCAUUUAUGCUCUACUAGCAGUUUUAUAUAAGUUAAAUUAUUACAUGUAAAAAUCUAUACCUUUAUAAAACAAACAAUGUAUAUUGUUGUUACUCUGGGCCUAUACAUCUAAUAGCGAUACAAAUAAGAAAUUAAAAAUUGGAGGAUACAAGUUUAUACAUAUUUUAUUUUGAAUGUAUCUAGGCUGGUUGAAUCUCAUUCAAUUUUAAAAUAUUUCUUUUGUUAGGUCUAUUGUAUUAUUUUUAUGUAACUAAAGUUUUGUCUUUAUUGCUAUCACAGUUUUACAUAACAACAUACAACCUUUUUGUUAUUUAUUUUAAAGUAAAUUAAAGGCAUUUUAUAAGUGGGCACUGCAAACUAUGUUAAGCACAGUUAUUUCAAUAUUGAAACUGAAAAAUUUCUGAAGUCAGCCCUUAAGCUUUGUUAA